Lytechinus pictus (painted urchin) is the source of this 464-nucleotide messenger RNA. Its product is annotated as kelch-like protein 2. The record is from RefSeq and is a predicted model, not a curated record. Lineage: Eukaryota; Metazoa; Echinodermata; Echinoidea; Temnopleuroida; Toxopneustidae. Gene Ontology annotation, molecular function: protein binding. The coding region runs from base 36 to 464 and encodes 142 amino acids. The transcript has 4 exons.
GCCUUUGCUUGGCUUGGGGACGAUGCCGAUGAUCGAUGAUGGGGGGGACACAGUUGGUGUCGUUGCGAUCGCGAAUAAGAAUGGAUCUUCCAGAGGCAAUAGAGAUGGAAGAUAUGGAGAUCCCUCCUCCUGAUGCCCCACCCUACACCAACACUCUUCACACCCAGAAGGCUUUUGAGGUGCUCAACGUCUUCAGAAAGCAAAAUGUUUUAUGUGAUGUGAUCCUGGAAGCGGAGGGUGUGGAGAUCCCGGCUCACCGCAUCGUCCUCGCGUCCUGCAGUCAGUACUUCUCUGCGAUGUUCACGAGUGAACUGUCCGAGAGUCGUGCGGAGAAGAUCAUCCUUCAGGAGGUGGAUGGCACAGCCCUUUCGUUGCUCAUUGAUUUUGUCUACACCUCAGAAGUGCAGGUUACAGAGGAAAAUGUUCAGAUUGGAGACAGAUAUAUCAAUAAGAUGAGGAAGUAG